AUUCUAGUGGAUAAGUUAAGGAAGUGGGUCCUGAAAUGGACCUCUCCUUUUAAGUUACCUGAGCCUCUCAAUAGGUACUAUCUUGUUCUCAGCCCGGGAGAGCGGGAGGGGCAUGCUGCCUUGUCCCACCUUCUGUUUCUGUUUCUUUUGAUGCAAAGAGGCCAAGUUAUGAGGCAACUUUGGUCCAGGAGAUCCUCUUAGAGAAAGCAACGUAGGGCCUGCCUGCCUUUCUUUUUCUUGCCCCAUCCUUGGUUGUGGAGCCAGGAUGCAGUUAUCUGCAUGAAAGGAAAUGGUCAGAGUGACAUCCCUUGGGCUUGUGUUGGGGCCUGUUGUUGAACACUAAGCCUUUCAAGAUGGUCCUCCUCAGUAUUCUUAGAAUUCUUUUUCUUUGUGAACUCGUGCUUUUCAUGGAACACAGGGCCCAAAUGGCAGAAGGAGGGCAGUCCUCUAUUGCCCUUCUGGCUGAGGCCCCUACUUUGCCCCUGAUUGAGGAGCUGCUAGAAGAAUCCCCUGGCGAACAGCCAAGGAAGUCCCGGCUCCUAGGGCAUUCACUGCGGUACAUGCUGGAGUUGUACCGGCGUUCAGCUGACUCGCAUGGGCACCCUAGAGAGAACCGCACCAUUGGGGCCACCAUGGUGAGGCUGGUGAAGCCCUUGACCAAUGUGGCAAGGCCUCACAGAGGUACCUGGCAUAUACAGAUCCUGGGCUUUCCUCUCAGACCAAACCGAGGACUAUACCAACUAGUUAGAGCCACUGUGGUUUACCGCCAUCAUCUCCAACUAACUCGCUUCAAUCUCUCCUGCCAUGUGGAGCCCUGGGUGCAGAAAAACCCAACCAACCACUUCCCUUCCUCAGAAGGAGAUUCCUCAAAACCUUCCCUGAUGUCUAACGCUUGGAAAGAGAUGGAUAUCACACAACUUGUUCAGCAAAGGUUCUGGAAUAACAAGGGACACAGGAUCCUACGACUCCGUUUUAUGUGUCAGCAGCAAAAAGAUAGUGGUGGUCUUGAGCUCUGGCAUGGCACUUCAUCCUUGGACACUGCCUUCUUGUUACUCUAUUUCAAUGAUACUCAUAAAAGCAUUCGGAAGGCUAAAUUUCUUCCCAGGGGCAUGGAGGAGUUCAUGGAAAGGGAAUCUCUUCUUCUCCGGAGAACCCGACAAGCAGAUGGUAUCUCAGCUGAGGUUACUGCCUCUUCCUCAAAACAUAGUGGGCCUGAAAAUAACCAGUGUUCCCUCCACCCUUUCCAAAUCAGCUUCCGCCAGCUGGGUUGGGAUCAUUGGAUCAUUGCUCCCCCUUUCUACACCCCAAACUACUGUAAAGGAACUUGUCUCCGAGUACUACGCGAUGGUCUCAAUUCCCCCAAUCACGCCAUUAUUCAGAACCUUAUCAAUCAGUUGGUGGACCAGAGUGUCCCCCGGCCCUCCUGUGUCCCGUAUAAGUAUGUUCCAAUUAGCGUCCUUAUGAUUGAGGCAAAUGGGAGUAUUUUGUACAAGGAGUAUGAGGGUAUGAUUGCUGAGUCUUGUACAUGCAGAUGACAGCAACAAUACAGCUAGAUCAGGUUUCCCAGGAAACUGGAGGAGAGUUUAAAAUAUCAGUGUUAAAGCUGCAAGUAAUCCUGUACCAAUCUGUAGGUUAUAUUUCUUGCCUUAAGUGUUACUUAAGUCUCUUCCCCCACUUGUGAGCUAGUCAGUUUAUAGAAACAGUUCUGAUACCAGUCCCCUAGCAUGAAUCAGUACAGUUUGACCACUAAUCAGAGCCCUUAAUGCUUGGGUAAAAUGUCCUCUAUUUUACUUUCCUUGGGGCUUUGUCAAAAGUCAGCAGUCAGUAGUGGUAGAACUUCAGAAAUUUUCCAACUUUUCCCAGCCUGGGAAAGGUGGGUGUCCAUAUUUUCCUAGUGUCCAUAUUCUGACGCUCUAGAAGAUUUGGGGUGGUGAAAAUAGCUUGGGAUUUUAUACUCCUCUUCUUGCCUCCUAUGUCCUGGAAACUACUAGUAGCUAAUCAGAUAAAUUGCCUGCUUCUGUGUUAGUAUUACCUUCUAAAACUUUUCUCAGAAUGGAAAUUUUUCAGGUAACAGUCUUUAUAGAAAUCUUUUGAGGGACUAGAAGGAAGGAAAUCUUUUUCUAAACCAGCAGGGCUUUUCCUCUUAGCCUCUGAAUCUGGGAAAAGUAUCUGGGAUUAUUUCCUGUCCUAGGUGAGUACAGUAGCAUUUAAUGAAGCCCAUAAGGAAACUAGAGUAUGGAGCUGUCUGAGAUAAUCUACUUCAAGCCUGCAUUUAUGGUGAAGAAGAGAAAACCUGUCAUUGCUGAUUAGUAUUAUGAAUGGGGGAGUUAUUUUAAGUAUUCUGUGGAACAAUAGAGUUCAGAGUAUUUUCCUUAUGUGACACUUAAACCCCUGUAAAUUAUCCUACAAAGUUCCUUGGUGGCUCCGAGGCUAGGAGUUGGCCUGACUGGGGGUGCAGGGGAUUAGAGGGCUGUGAAUGAAGGACUACAGGAUAAGGGUGAAACCUGCCAAGGCCUGGAGCUGACUUUAUUCUGGGCUUGCCUGUUUCUUGUGUUCAGUUUGGAUCUGGACCGGGGUCUCUAAGGGAGAAGGGCUUGUUGUCUUUGGGAGACAUGGAACGAUGCCUUGAAAUAAACGAUGCUUGCAGUGUG
Gorilla gorilla gorilla (western lowland gorilla) is the source of this 2651-nucleotide messenger RNA. RefSeq names its product bone morphogenetic protein 15 (gene BMP15). The transcript is spliced from 2 exons. Bases 354 to 1535 code for a protein of 393 amino acids. The record is from RefSeq and is a predicted model, not a curated record. Gene Ontology annotation, cellular component: extracellular region. Lineage: Eukaryota; Metazoa; Chordata; Mammalia; Primates; Hominidae. Gene Ontology annotation, molecular function: growth factor activity; cytokine activity.